Molecule: messenger RNA, 9118 nt
Organism: Oreochromis aureus
Lineage: Eukaryota; Metazoa; Chordata; Actinopteri; Cichliformes; Cichlidae
Gene: pax5
Product: paired box 5
Exons: 11
Coding region: 325-1602 (425 amino acids)
Biological process (GO): anatomical structure development; regulation of transcription by RNA polymerase II
Molecular function (GO): DNA-binding transcription factor activity, RNA polymerase II-specific; RNA polymerase II cis-regulatory region sequence-specific DNA binding
Source: RefSeq, a predicted model, not a curated record
UACUCGGCGUGAUCAUUUCACGCUUCCCCCCGAAGCCUUUUUUCCACCUAAAGCGUUUAGUUGCAGCUGACUGAGCACUUGCAGGGAGUGCAAUAGGGAGCGGAAGGGUCGAAUUAUUUCAACCUACAAGUCGCCCCAAAAGUAGGGGACAAAAAAAGGGGGAGAGAGAGAAAGGGGGGAGAGAAGAAAACUGCCCCAGAAAGGGAGAGAGAGGGGGAGAGAGAGAGAGAGAAAGAGGAGGAGGAGAGGGAGACGCUGGAAAAAAGUUUUUGAUCUUUUCCUUUUUUCUCCCUCCAUCGCCUCCCCCUGUUCUAACCGAGUAACAUGGACCAGGGGCCCAAGAGUCCUGCGCUGCGGCUGGGAAGAGCAGGACAUGGUGGCGUGAACCAGCUUGGAGGUGUGUUUGUAAAUGGCAGACCCCUCCCAGAUGUAGUUCGCCAGCGAAUAGUAGAACUUGCCCAUCAGGGGGUUCGGCCGUGCGACAUCUCACGCCAGCUACGAGUCAGCCAUGGAUGUGUCAGCAAGAUACUGGGCAGGUACUAUGAAACGGGCAGUAUCCGCCCCGGGGUAAUUGGGGGAUCCAAACCAAAGGUUGCUACACCAAAAGUGGUCGACAAAAUCGCCGAUUACAAACGCCAAAACCCCACCAUGUUUGCCUGGGAGAUCCGGGACAGGCUCCUAGCAGAGAGAGUUUGUGACAACGACAGUGUUCCCAGCGUCAGCUCCAUUAACAGGAUCAUCCGGACUAAGGUUCAGCAGCAGCCUGGUCAAACGGGCUCAGUGUCGGCUCACAACCUAGCAACGUCCGUGCCAGCCACACAGGUCUCAGCAGUGACCAGCGACUCGGCCGGCUCCUCGUACUCCAUCAGCGGCAUUCUGGGUAUCAGCUCAGCUGCUGAUGUAGGCAAGAGGAAGAGGGAUGAAGGUUUGCAGGAGUCACCGCUGGCCAAUGGACACGGCCACAGUGGGCGGGACUUCCUCAGGAAGCAGAUGAGAGGGGAGCUAUUCUCACCACAGCAGAUCGAGGUAUUGGACCGCCUCUUUGACAGACAGCCAUCCUGUCCAAUCCAGUCCAGCUCUGACCUCUAUGUGAGCCCUGAUUCUGGCAAGACGUCAGAUUAUUCGGCCAUGGCUUCAUUAGCAGGAGGACUGGAUGAGAUGAAGAACAGUUUGGCCAAUCCGGGCACAGGGGCAGAGUUAGGAGCCAGCGUCUCCGGUCCACAGUCCUACUCACUAGUUCCAGGUCGAGAUUUAGCCAGCACCACUCUGCCAGGCUACCCUCCUCAUGUCCCUCCUACUGGACAGGGCAGCUACUCCACCCCCUCCCUCACUGGAAUGGUACCUGGGGGAGAUUUUUCCGGAAGUCCAUAUUCCCAUCCGCAGUAUUCAACGUACAAUGAAUCAUGGAGAUUUCCUAACCCCAGCCUAUUAGUGUUUCAGCAGGAUUAUGGGUCUCUCCUGGGGACGGAAAUCGGCUGCUCCUCCAGUCUCUUCACCAGCCAGGCAGGACAGAUGCAAGGAUCACCAUAUUAUUACAGCGCAACAUCACGAGGGGCAGGCCCUGCUGCCACCGCUACAGCCUCCACCUACGACCGCCACUGACACCCUCGUGUAGACACAGGAAGUCGCUGGGUGAGGAAGAGAAGGAGAUGAGGGAGGGAUGGAUAGCAUCGGAACCGCUCAGUACAAACUCGCAUGGACUGCAAAGAGGAGAAGAAUUCAAAUCUUUGACGUCGGUGAAGUUUGCAUUUUCUUUGAGUGACACUUAAACCAACGAAUACACUCCUGAGCUGCAGCACAAUACUGUUUGGGUAUAUAUUACUGUGAGGACACAGGUAUGGCAAGGUCAAUAACUGAUUAUGUAAACAAGUAGAUUUUGGAAAUUUGGACCCUCCCACACUAUCAAGCCUUCGUAUCCCUAUCUAGUUUUUAACCAGUCAUAAACCAAAAGUCAGCGGACUGUGUGUAGCAUUAAAACUAUCUGUAUUGUGACCUUCUGGGUAAAAUGUUGUUUUCCAGUUGGGAAUAUUUUUGAUGAAAUUAUUUGAGCUGAUUAGAGAAAAAUCAACUUUUUCAAACAGUAGGCUAUUUUUAUGACCGCACAUUAAUCAAUCAAUUUUCUAUGCCAUGCUACAGUGAAGUAAAGACAAUCCAAUCAUCCUAACUUUGACUGACCAAAAUCACCCAUAUCGUUACCAUUCUAUUCGUUCUGGUGCAGAUUCAACACAUUUUCCUCUGGAACCCUCAGAAAUGUUCAUCAAAUGAGAUAACAUUAUUUCAAAGGGAGCGUUCGGGGUCACGCAUGUUCGCUCUGCCCUAUCCCGUUUAUUACUGUUAUAGUGGUCAAGCUUUCCAGUUCUGCAGAGUACACAUGCUCUAAAUUUCUAGUCAUUUUUAAAGCAGCGGAUUGCUUAUAACAACACAACUAUCACACAACUGUCAACUAUCCAAUCCAUUUGUGUUACCAAUGCACUAUGCAGUAUGUAAGCUAGCGAGCAUUUGCAUCUCACCUCAUUUCUUCAUUCUUUACUUUUAGGAUUGGAAGUUUAGAAGAUAAGACUCCUUAAAUGCUGUGUGUGAUUGCUACUGCUGCACCAUGCACACAGGUUCAGCGUGUAGAAAAAUCCAAAACUUGUCACGCCUAAAUAUAGUUAAUAAACCAUGACUGGAUGUUUGCUGUUCAGGGGUGGGGUUUUAGUAGUUGAAGUCAAGCAUGAUCCAAUUUUCUGGUAAGAAAACUGUGUCCUCACAUAGUGGAUGUAUUAAGAAGAGCUGGAUACUGGAUGUCAACGUCCACAGAUAAAUUCAUAACAGAACGAUUAUGGGCCAACCUAUCAGAGGUAGAAACAUUAGUAGUUCUGCAGAUUCAGGAAAUGGGGGGGGGGAUAGUUUUUUGAGGCGUGGGUAUUUUUGGCUGCAAUACUGAGUUUGACCACUAGAAAAAUUGAAAGGACGUGCUGGAUGACAGCGCUGCAUCCAAAGGCCUCAUUUAUAACAUGAAGUUAUGAUUCUUUCCCACUGAAUAUCAGUUCAGUGGGAAAGAAAACAUUCAUAAAAUCUUAAUUUGUAAGUCUGAACUGUCCAUGAUUUUCCUGCUAAUCAAAAUCAGAUUCACUGGCAAAUUUGGAUUCUCUUUUUUUUCUCUUAAUCUACUUAAGAGAGCUUGUCCUCUAAAAAGUUUUGUUUUCUGUGUUUUGUUUUGGUUCUUGGUUAUUUCUGUUUAAACCCACAAUUCUGCUGAAAAUACAGGUGCCGUUAAUUUAGGUUGGUUUGAGAUUUAUAAAUAAUGGUCAUCACAUAAUUAAACAUAAGUAAUGAACCAAACUUUGAACAUAAUAAAAAUGUAUAAAUGAGGCCCCAGCUCUUUUAAUACAUCCAUGCCUUACAUUCACACUUGCAUUUGAGUUGGUUUGAAAGCCAACGACCAACACAUAGAGAGACCUUUCAGGAAAGCACAGCCUAAAAUCUGAGCCCUCUACUGUAAAACAAACAGUACUCAUCUUCACAUCGGACCAAAAUCAGUUCCAUCAGGUUGUGUUACAGUACAGGAUGGUGGUAUCCUACCUCCCCAGACGAGAUUUAGUCCUGAUCAAGAGCUAUUUAUAAUGGAGGAGACACAGAGUAAUAUAUUAAGAAGCUUUUCUGUGCUGCACUCCGUGAUGAGAGUGAAUGCCUGUAAUGAUUUAUAAUAGUGUCACGCUGUUGUGCUAGAAUAGUGACGAUGAAGACGGCGAUGAUGCAGUGAAAUAUGAAUUCUGAAAAAACUUUCAAUAUAAGAAGUCUUUGUUUAUAAGUGUGAUCAGAUUGCGAUUUUCCUGUUUAUAGUUUGUUGCCUGGUAUCAGUUGAGAAAGGUGCCACUUAAUAAGUUUUCUGUGGUUUUUUUUGCUUCUUAAGUGUCCAAACGAAGGUUGGUGCUAGACUGGAUCAGACCCAAUGUCAGGAGCAUCCCUCCUGUUGCUGAUCCAGUCGAGCAUCAGCCAAAGACCAACAGGAAGCAGUGGCACCCUCUCUUUCUCUUGCUCUUUCUAUCUCUGUCUUUAAACUCCCCAAAGAUGGGCCCCCCUAGUGGAUCGGCUGACUUCUUACAAAAGCACAAAGAGACUCAAUCAUCUUCUUAAGGUGACAUUCUACUUUUUCAGCUUCCUUUCAGAACCAUUAAGUACUUCUUCUGCUUUUCCCCGUUUUGAGUAUGUGUCCUUGUGCUUGUUUGACAUCCUGAAAUUGUUUCUAUAAAAGUACUGCUUUCGUGAAAAAAAAGUAAACCUGAUUUGUUUUUUUCGUUUGUUUGUCUGCCACAUCAGUUCUGCGCUGUGACAAUGCAUGACACCAGGGUUGAGGCCUUACCCAUCUCGCACAGACAAACAAGGACAGAUUCGCCCCUCAGCACAGAUCUGAAAUCAGUGUGUUUUCCCUUCCCAAAUGUCUGAGGGGCCGAUAUAUUGAUCUUGUGAGAGGGCAAUAUCUUCCUUAGCCUGUACCUUUCUUUCAGUUUCAAUUCUGUCCUCACCAGACUUGUACAGUAAUCAGCGAAAGAGAAGUCACAAUGUCAAUAGCGAUUUCAGUUAUUCACAUUUGAAGUUAGAUUUUAGUGUCGAAGCUUUCUUCUAUGAUAAAAAGACUUAAGGUGUGCGGUGUUGUUUUUGGCCAUCAUCUGCGAGCGUUUGGAUUCCUUUUUUGUUUUGGUAUGUGUGGCUGAGUGUAGUGCUUCAUUGCUACUGUGUAGUGUCUACUAGCAAACAGAUUGGAGGCACCAAAUCUGCAGUGUGAGGCAUAAUAUAUAGCUCUAUAAACAUACGAUAACUAUAAACCCUGAACAAAGCUGUUAGUUUCUCAAUAUUUGUUGUUUCUGGGAUUUUUUGAAAUAGUAAUAGAGUGGAUCCUUUCACAUUUGUAGACCUUAAAAGUUGUGAAUACACAACUCUAAAGAAAGAUUCUUAUGACGGCUCACCUGCUGUGUUGCCAGCGUGCACCGCAGCGGGAGCCUUUCCUUAUUUCUGUCUUUUUCUCUUGAUCCUUCUGAGGCAUUAUUGAACCUGAACCACACCAGCUGAAAACAAGGACAGUGCCUUUAGUUUUAUAUGUCAACAUCCCCCGGACCUACUAUGAGUCACUAAAACUAGAUUCAGUUUCCCUCCCUGCAACGCAUUUAACAGAAGUCUUAUUAUUUACCCAGGCAAACACAGGGUUUGAAGAUUUUACAAAGCCUUUUACAAAUAAAUAAAGGUGAUUAAAGUACCAAUAACUCACAGUGAUGCUCACAAUGCAACAACAGUGUCACCGCAGCUCUGACAGCUGAUCUAGCAGCACCCACAUUAGUCCAUACAUCUCCCAGCAUGUGGAUUUUUCAGUCACAAAACCCGGAGGAAAAACAAAGAUGUUGUUUGGCAGCUCCAGCAAUGAAAAGCAGAAAAUAGUCCUGGUUGUAUUAAAGUCAGUGACUGAUUCCUCACUCAUGGAAGAUUGUUUCCACCACUGAAUUUAUUUUAUUUACAUUUCCCCCCAUCUAUAGCUCUAAAUUUUAUGAUAUUAUUUCAAAAAUUCUUAGUUAUCUUUAGGUAAUAACCCCAAAUUUUGACAUAGCUCAACAAAAUAAAUGAAUUCAUUAAAUAAAAAUGUCACUGUUUGAAACAAAUAUCCUUUUUUUGUUCAUUUUGUUUUUGAACACUCACAUUUAUCAUUCGCAUUUGCAGGCAUAACUACCAUGUAGGCAGACUUUAUGCUGCAUUUUUUUUUUCAUUGUUAAUAAAGCUCCUAAGAUGAUUACGUUUUCAGUGGGUGGUAGAGUCUGUGUAACAACACUGACCAUAAAGAAAUGGGUCAGCAAAGUCACAGGACACAACUCCAGUUCUAUGUGUAUAUGCAGAACCUGCUAAUGGGCUAAAAACCUGCUUACAGAGCCAAUCACCCAGGCCUAGACAGGUUAGUGACAUCCUGGCAACCACCAGUCACUAGGUAAAAAUCAGUAUCCCCCAACGAGUUGUGAGUGGUUGCAAAAGGUUGCUGGGAAAUCAGCUCCUAAAGGCUCAAUCACAUAGGUCUGGAGACUGGUGAGACUGGCAACCACUGGUAACCACUAGUAACUAUGGAAAAAGUGUGUUCCCUGACCAGUUCGCAAGUGGUUGCAGGAGGUUGCUAUCAAAAGGUGAAGGCAAAUGCUCUUCAUAUCUGGUUUGGAUCACAAGACGGCAUCUUCCAUGAAAACAACAGGUGAACUGGUAUCAACCAAAUCAAUCUCAAGGAGGUUUUUUUGAUUGCAGCAAGCCUUAGUCAGAGGGACAGUGAGAUAUUUUUUCCAACUUUAGGAUCAUUAAAAGAUAUCCGAACAUCAACCAAGUGCAUAAUAUUUGCAUAUUUUUGAAAUGGGUGACUGAAAAGUUCAAAUUCUGGGAGAUAUCCAUAACAUAGAUCAGGGUUAAACUAUAUAUAUAUCUAUAUAUAUAUAUAUAGAUAUAUAUAUAAAAUAAGUAAAAGCCAAGAACAUGACAGAAAUAUAUCAAGUUUAUUCAUGAAUAGAAUGAAUUUCUUUUUUCCAACCUCAGUAUUUAAAAGAAACACACACGGUUUCAUAUCUUAGUGAGGACAUUUCAUUGACAUAAUGCUUUCCUUAGCAGCUUACCCUAAUCCUAACCAUCAAAGAUGAAUGCCUAACCCUCAGCCUAAGCCUAACCAUAAGUUAAUUGUAACCCUAACACUAAAACCACAUUUUGAGCCUCAAAAAUUCCUUCAAACUCCUAGGGACAGGCAUUUUGUCCCAAUAAGUGACUGCUGGUCCCCACAAGUAUAGUAGCAUGCCAAUUUUCUGUCCUCACAAAGAUGUCUAAACAUGUUCACACACAUACAGACUCAUACAAUAAGAAAUAAUUGAUUAAAGUCAUUCUCCUUCAGGAGGUAAAUCCAGUCGUGCCUCGUGUGUCCGCUUGCGUCAAGUUGCUAAAUCAAACAAGUCAAACUCAGUGGUUGUCAUUCGGUGUAGACCAGAGUCCAAUGACACAUUAACAGGACUGUUGGUUAACUAUGCAUCUCAUAGGGACACAGCUUGCUUUGCCAUUGCUUUGACCUGACUGGUUCACAUUGGAAGAGACUGGAUUCUCAUUGGCCGGCAGCUGUUUCGAUUGGCAGCUAUGACAUUGACUGCAGUGAUGAAGGGGGGGACUAGUCAUCGUGGGUGGUACUAUAGAAAGCGUGGCAGGCAGAAGCUACAUACACACACACAUAAAUAUAAGUACAGACAUACUCUUGCUCCCUCCUUUUGUCCUUUGCGAAGUGGUGGUAGCCCCUCCUCUUAUGCCCCUGUGUUCCCCAGGGGAGGCCAAACCUGCUGUGCCAUCAGAAGCUCAUCCCAUCCUUUUUCACCCCCCAUCCCUCCUCACCCCUAAUCUCGUCAUAUCUCAUGCACUUGUCUCCCCGUCUCUUCUCUUCUCCCCACUGCAACACCACCAGGAUUAGGAAUAUUAAAGGUAUUCUCUUGAUUUCAGGGCUGUGACCUUCCUCAGAAGUCCUCCCUCUUUCUUCAGACAGCCCUAUUAAUCCUUUCGCCUUCUUACUUCUCUCACUUUUCUCGCCGACUCCUCAGACGUGAUGCUCGCUGUCCUGUCAGAAAUUCUGCAUAGGAAUCAAGCUGGGUGUUUUUUGUGCCAAAGCGAGGUCAUUUCAAUGGCAAUAUUGCUGCCGGCGUCUUUAUUUGGUCAAGAACAUUCUGUGAGAUCUCACAUCUCAUGUUGUUUUCUCUCCGUGUGGCUGUAGAGCAUUUUGAAACACAAAGAAACACCAGUUUCAGAUCAAACAAAGACAUUUCAUUUGCAGCACUUCCACAGUUUACUGUCCAUGAAAAUAAAUUGCAUCCUGAAUUUUGAUCCCAGCUCCAAGUCAAAUAAGAACCUGAAAUAAAUGCAAAUGAGUUUUUUUUCCUCCUUUAUUAUGAUUUCUUGCCGAGUGCGCACUGCCUGACUGUAUCUCAAUAUGAAUCCAUGAAGAAGGCUACUGCCUUCCCAAAACCUGAGGGGAAUUCAGCAUCACAUCUUGACAGCAAUUAGUGGCACAAUCUGUUUCAUGCUUGCUGAUAUAACUAGGCUCUGGACAGAUCUCAUACUGAAGUGUUACAAUGUUCUGUACAUCUUAAUAUUAUUCAACUGUGGAAGAGGAGUAAUACACACGACUCAGCCUACAAAAAUCGACUGUGCUUUUUAAGCAGAUGUUUCAAUCAAAAAAAAAAAGAAAAAAAAGAAUAGAUACAUAAUUUUUCACCUUACUGUGGCCUUUCGUGUAACAAUCUGGAGUUUUUUUUGUGUCCAUGACUUCCUAUCUGGGGUUUUGAAGAGAUAUUUAUAUCUGUGACAUUUUGGUCCAAAUACAAUAAAAUAUGAAUUUUAAAAAAUGAACAAACAAGGCAAAAAUUAAAUUCGGGUCCAACGAUUCAGUGUGUUCUAUUCUUCAAAAUUAAAACGGGACAAAAAAGAUAACAUAUCUGUAACAUUCACCAAAGCCUGUGAUGCCUGUUUUAAAGGACAAACUCUUGUACAAAAACCAUACGAAAUAGAAGAAAAAGACUUGCAAACACAAAAACGAAGACGAGAAAUGCCUUCAAAUAUUCUAGAGGGGAGGAUUUAAAAAAAAAAAAGUAAAAAGAAAUGCUUCUUUAAGAAAACCUGUAUGUUUUUUAUUCAAUUUUCUAGUAGUUGCAAACAAAACUUGGUGUUUUUUCUCUUUGUGUGUUGUGUGUUGUCUUAAUAUUUGAAUGUAUUUUACUGCAGUGCGAAUUUGCCAAAGAUAUCAUAUCACUUGAUUUUUCCUCUUUUUCUCUUUUCUUCACUUUUUGUUUAUUUUUGUUCCUGAACUGUGAUCAGUUUUGUUCAGAAAACUGAAAAUAAAUGGUGAAUUUGAUAUUAUGAUUAUUUUUUAUAUUUUUAUUGUUAAUAUUAUUGUUAUUUUAUUUCAUGGCUUUGAGUUUACUGUGAAAUAUUAAAUUGCAGUUUGCUUGAUGCAUUUCUUCAUACUCUGUAUACCUGUCCAUCCGUCCACCUGAGUGACUGUUGUUGGUGAAUUAUUCCAUUUAUGUACCUGUAAUGUGAAACUAAGAAGUAAUUAUUUGUAAAUAUUUGCCAUAAUUUUAUUGGUCAU